Pipistrellus nathusii (Nathusius's pipistrelle) is the source of this 894-nucleotide messenger RNA. The record is from the annotation of a GenBank genome assembly. NCBI's taxonomy places the organism in Eukaryota, Metazoa, Chordata, Mammalia, Chiroptera, Vespertilionidae.
AUGCUGCCCCUCCUCGCCGCGCUGCUGGCCGCCGCCUGCCCGCUGCCGCCCGCUCGCGGCGGGGCCGCGGGCGCGCCGGGCCUCCUCGGGGCGCCCCCCAACGCCUCCGCCAACGCGUCGUCCGCGGGCGAUCCCGCCGCCGCCCCGAGGCUGCCGGCCCCGGCGGCCCCCGGAGCCCCCGAGCGCGCGGGCCCGGAGGCGGCGGCGCCCUGCAACAUCAGCGUGCAGCGGCAGAUGCUGAGCUCGCUGCUCGUGCGCUGGGGCCGCCCGCGCGGCUUCCUGUGCGACCUGCUGCUCUUCUCCACCCACGCGCCCGGCCGCGCCUUCUUCGCCGCCGCCUUCCACCGCGUCGGGCCGCCGCUGCUCAUCGAGCACCUGGGGCUGGCGGCGGGCGGCGCGCAGCAGGACCUGCGCCUGUGCGUGGGCUGCGGCUGGGUGCGGGGCCGCCAGCCCGGCCGCCCCCGGGCCCCCGCCGCCGCCGCCGCCGCCGGGGCGCCCACCGCGCUGCCCGCCUACCCCGCCGCCGAGCCCCCCGGGCCGCUGUGGCUGCAGGGCGAGUCGCUGCACUUCUGCUGCCUGGACUUCAACCUGGAGGAGCUGCAGGGCGAGCCGGGCUGGAGACUCAACCGCAAGCCCAUCGAGUCCACGCUGGUGGCCUGCUUCAUGACCCUGGUCAUCGUGGUGUGGAGCGUGGCCGCCCUCAUCUGGCCGGUGCCCAUCAUCGCCGGCUUCCUGCCCAACGGCAUGGAGCAGCGCCGGACCGCGGCCACCGCCGGUGCCGCCGCCGCCGCGCCCGCCGCCGUGCCCGCGGGGACCACCGCCGCCGCCGCUGCCGCCGCCGCCGCCGCCGCCGCCGCCGCCGCGGCCGUCACCUCGGGGGCAGCGGCCAAGUGA